CUUUGGCCAUUGCAGGCAGAAGCACAUCCAGGGCAUAAUAUUAUUGGAUUUCUUCUAGGAUCUGAAAGUAAUAACAGGAGGUGACUACAUGAAGUAUGAUCUAUUAUUGGAAAUCUUAUGAUAUUUUUGGAAGCAAAUGGAUAGCCAGUCUUUAUAAGAACUUUCUGAAUAUGUGAUGAACUAUGUAAUUUUUGGCACUGAAUAAUCAGAGAAUGCACAUAAAAGAGUGCAAAUCCUUAUAUUAAUAUUUGUAAAAAAAACUGUACACAUCCCUUGCUGAUUUCCAAGAAAAAUGGGGUUCGCUUUUAUGACUUCCUUAUGUAUUGAUGCCUACUUCAGUGUUCUACUUCAUAGUCUAUUUUUCAGUGCUCUUUCAGCUUGGGACAACAAGAAGCUCGUUAGGAAAUUCAGAGGGCCUUUCUCCAGAUCAACGCUAUCAAGUUGGUCAUAUUUCACAAUCAGUCUUCUUUUUCUCUUCCUGAUAUUGGCAAGGGGUAUAUUAAAUACCUACCAUUUGCUUAGAGUUAUCAUAACGACGAAGCUACAAUAACAAUUAUCAAGAUGGAUGGUCACCACUAUGCAAAUCUUACAGUAAUUAACGACUCAGAGAUUCAAUCCAUCAGUGCCCACAUAGAAGAGAGAGCAGUGAUUGCAAGGCUUCCACAGUCAGCAAGAGAUAUCAUAGGGCACAAAGACUUAAAGGAUGUAAUCUAGGAAGAACUUCAGAUUAAUAUCAAGGUAGAAGAUAUCUCACAGUACAACUCAGAUUACAUUAUCAUGCUAGACUCAUCCAGUACAAAGACCAUCCUCCUUGACAGAGGAUUUCUCAAGGUUGGUUCCUUCAUACUUCCACUGAUCCCAUGGGACAGAAGUUAUGGUUCAACAAUUCUCCCUCUUCAGACCCAUCUUACAGAUGCUCACAACCUAAAUCCCCAUUCACUCAUAGCAUCCAACAGUCAACACCUAACCAUUUAUAUAUAUGGGCUUCCACCUCAUCUCUGUUGUGAGUUCAUAGUACGCCAGCUCCUUAAGAAAAUAUGCAUCGUCCACAAAAUAGCAUUUACGCCAGCAAACCUGACAUAUUCAGUGGAUGCUUACGGAUCAGAUAUGUCUAUACCGGAGAUCACACAUAUAGGUGUCAAAAAAGAAACACAUAAUGGUAGUAUUAUCAGCAUCUGGCCAUUAUGGUAUGAAGUCAUUACAGAGGACAUGCAUCCCAACCAACAUGACCUAUACUAUUUAGAAAACACUGACAACUUUCGAGGAGACUCUGAUCUUGAUAGUGAGCACCAUAAAGAGGUCCAAAAACAGUACUAUGAGCUUCAAGAUGGAAACAAAGAGACCACUUCCCAGUUAAAUGAAUACAUCGCCGGGUAUUCAGAUGAUUCAGACUGGGAACCAUAUGUACCAUGAUCAGGUACCUUAAGCACCAGGGAACACAAACAUAUUUGGCUAGCACACUUCAAGCAACCAAGGAUCAUAUUCUGCGAGUCUGGAGCAUAUACACAUAAUAUUAUUGCUACUAUAUAAUGCUUGCAUCCUGUACAUAAACACAUAUGUCAUAUUUCUGUUUAUGUAAUAUCGUUGCCUACUCAAACCAAGAAACUAUCCAAUACUUAAUGCAUCCAUCCUGUAAAUACCUACAGAUGUAAUAUGUUUUUAUGCAUGUAGCAUAUAUAAAUAUCCGCUCUGUUAAAAACUCUGAAUGUCCAACCUUUGUAUUCUAUAUGAACCUAUCCUCCCGCGCGAUGGCGCGCAGGUUCCACUA
Molecule: messenger RNA, 1768 nt
Organism: Sorghum bicolor (sorghum)
Lineage: Eukaryota; Viridiplantae; Streptophyta; Magnoliopsida; Poales; Poaceae
Exons: 8
Coding region: 778-1413 (211 amino acids)
Source: RefSeq, a predicted model, not a curated record